This is a messenger RNA of Hepatospora eriocheir, 267 nucleotides long. The record is from the annotation of a GenBank genome assembly. Lineage: Eukaryota; Fungi; Microsporidia; Hepatosporidae.
AUGUUUAAAGGUGAUCAAUUAAAAAAUUUUCAAGAUUAUAUUAGUCCAACAGAUAAAAGCACAAAGAGUCCAGUAAGGCGUAUUUUGUCUGAAUCAAAGAAUAGACUUAAUAUUUUUCUAAAUAAGCUAUCUAAAUACUAUUCUAAUAAACCUAUGAAAGAGAAGAGUAAUAAUGCUUAUAUAAAUCUUAAUUUAAAACGACCGACAACAUUUGCAAGUCUAGAACAAUUCAGUGAUAACUAUGAUGAGAAUCGCCCUUUUAAUUAA